CAGAAGAGCAGUCAUCACUUGAACUUCCUCAGCGGUUAGUGCAAGAACGCUGUGACUGAGACUGGCCACCAUGACUCAUGUACAAGGUCUUACCGUUGUAUCGGCCCUGCUGCUGUUGAGUAGCGGCGUCACGACGUUUGAUCUCGACGUGGGGGGUCUGUGUGACGUGGAGACCGAGUCCUGUGCGUGCGGAUCCACCGGUCUCAGCUUCGUCAUCUCAUACAAGGCGUGUGCAGCUUUCUACCGCUGGAAGCCGUACUGCCGGCCGUGCGGUGACGUGAAUCACGAUGAGAUCUGUCCGCAGUACCGGUACUGUGCCGAAUGUCGUGACGUCAGGUACGGGGAGUCUGACGGCUGCGCCAGGUGUCCGAACAACAAGUACGGCAAGUUCUGCACACUAGAUUGUAACUGCCGGAACGGAGGUGUUUGUAAGCCGGACGGAAGCUGCGAAUGUUCCGCGGCGUUUCACGGUCGAUACUGCCAGCACGAAGUCGCGCCAGAAGUUGUCUGUCGUGAUCGGGGGACUCCGUCAAAUGGUCAGUUGAGAUCAAGGCCCUCGGACAGCUACACGGAGGGGUCAACUGUCCGGUUUGAGUGUAACGGCGGUUACGUCCUGCGCGGUUCCAGCACGUCCCGGUGUGAGGCGUCAGGGAGUUGGAGCCACCCGCUCCCGUCAUGUGUGAAGGUUUGCCGGGACCCGGGCGCGCCUACCAACGGUGCAGUGGUCCGAACCGGGUAUCGACAACAACAACGACAACAACCACCCGCGUCUCACCACAACAUCGGCAGUCAGCUCACAUUUAGGUGCAAUGACGGGUAUCGUCUGAUAGGGGGCGCUCAGAUCAUCUGUCUGUACGAUGGGCAGUGGAACGACGUCCUUCCGACCUGUGUACGCGUUUGUUCUUUGCCGGCCAUACCACCAAAUGCAGUCAUUCGAGCACCCCGAGGACGAGACCAGGUAGACGAGGGCGAAGACGUGACGUAUGCAUGCAACCCUGGGUACGAGCUGACAUCCGGGUCUCUGACAAGAAGAUGUCAGAGUGACGGAGGAUGGAGCUUAGAGUCCCCAGUUUGCAAGAUCUCUUGCGGCCGGCCCGAAGACGCCCCCCGUGCCGACAUGGUCGUGUCCGGGACGGUGGAGGGGGAUUCUGUGACGUACAGCUGCCACCCUGGGUACGAGAGGACGCGGGGUAACCUGGAGCGGUGGUGUGUGUCAGACGGGCGGUGGAGUGGAGAACCUCCCAGAUGUAUGAAACAGUGUGAUGACCCUGGCAUGCCCACGCACGGCUCACGACUCUGGGAAGGAGAGCCCCAGCGGGAGGGCUCUGCCGUCAUCUACCGGUGCAACACUGGGUACGAGCUGGUUGGGGACGAGAGGAGGGAAUGCCGGCCCUCUGGGAACUGGACUGGAGAACUGCCACACUGCGUGAUGGCAACAACCUGUGAUGACCCCGGUGACGUAGGUAACGCAGACCGGAACGUGCUCGGCUCGGAGGCGCCGACGUUCCUGACCGGGACGCGGGUGGUCUACACCUGCCGGCCGCCCUACAGGAUCGUCGGUAACCCGGAGAGGAGGUGUCUGUCCAACGGGACCUGGACCGGGCAUCAGCCCGUCUGCACCAAAUUCGCUGUUUGUGAGGACCCCGGCACCCCUUUGAAUGCCAUACGGAAGGUCCUACCGCCUGCACAGGGUCAGUCUGGUACACCCAGACGGAGGGUUAACAGCAGACUUCUGACUUUCUUCGGCCUGCGGCCCCUGAGUCACGUCCCGGCGGCGACCCCGGACGAGCCUUCGGCGGAGGGGUCGGGGGGUGACGAUCCCGCGGGUAGGGACCCCGAGCCGCGCAGUCUGCCCCCGGGGUACCACAAGCUCCACACCCGCCUGGUGUACAGCUGCGAGUCGCAGUUCUACAAACUGUCCGGACCUUCUCAGAGGACGUGUCUGAGUCACGGGCAGUGGAGCGGCAGACAACCCACCUGUUUACCAGUUUGCGGCAAGAGUCCUGGUGCCAAGACUCCCUUCAUCUUUAACGGUAACGUGAGUGCGGAGGGACAGUGGCCGUGGCAGGCAGCCAUACUCAGGAACGUGCAGAACUCUACCGGACACAUCUUCUUUUACCUGAUCUGUGGCGGCGCUGUCCUGAAUGACGAGUGGAUCAUCACGGCUGCGCACUGUGUGACCUUCCCAGACAGCAGUGCGGUUAUUAACCUUGAGAACAUCAAGGUCAAACUGGGGAAGUUCUACCGGGACGAGGCACUGGACGACGACUAUGUGCAGGAGUUUCAGGUUGAUGAGAUCCAUGUCCAUCGGCAGUUUGAACCCUUCACGCUGGACAAUGACGUGGCGCUAAUCCGGCUGUCCAAGAGAGCCACCCUAACGGACAGGGUCCGGCCUGUCUGUCUGCCUACAAGACAGACGGCACAGAAACACCUGAGAGCGGGUUCGGAGGGAGUGGCUAUCGGCUGGGGUACCACGGAGACCGGGGAGGUGGCGGCCCAGCUGAAGCACGCUCGUGUGCCGGUUAUCGACCCCGACACGUGUGAGGCCGCCUAUGCCGAGAAGAACAUCGGACUGACGGUCACCAGGAACAUGUUCUGCGCUGGGUACGAGGAAGGGAAGGUGGACGCCUGUGCAGGUGACAGUGGCGGGCCCAUUGUGUUCCAGACGGGAGAAGGGGAGGAGAAGAGAUGGGUGUUGGAGGGGCUGGUGAGCUGGGGCAGUCCUGAGGGCUGCGGUCUGCCCAUGCAGUACGGCGGAUACGUCAAACUCGUCAAAUUCGUCCGCUGGAUUGAUAGUUUCAUUUGAACACAUGUUCGUGCCACUGGUAGUCAUGGUUGGAGAUCUAGGUAAUAAGAUACACCAUAAACAGCUACUCAAGCAACUGGAUAUGAUUUUGGAAACGGUC
Molecule: messenger RNA, 2906 nt
Organism: Branchiostoma belcheri (Belcher's lancelet)
Lineage: Eukaryota; Metazoa; Chordata; Leptocardii; Amphioxiformes; Branchiostomatidae
Product: limulus clotting factor C-like
Exons: 17
Coding region: 71-2806 (911 amino acids)
Biological process (GO): proteolysis; complement activation
Cellular component (GO): extracellular region
Molecular function (GO): serine-type endopeptidase activity
Source: RefSeq, a predicted model, not a curated record